GGCUUCUGGGUCGUGGACCGUUGGGCAGUGAGGCGACACCUCAGCUAGGUGGGAAGCUAGAGCCAUGCCUUCAGAGGGGAGGCGAAGGCGGCGGGGGAGGACUAGGUCGAAGAGCCGGGGGAUUCGGGGGGCGAGCUCAAGGCUGGUAGCUUGUGAGGCGGAGUGCAAUGUGGAGAUCCCGGCAACUGGGUCGCAUCCAGGAGGCAGCAAUGCCGGGCAGGAGGCCAUCAUGGCUGCCACACCUCAGCCCAGCUGGCAGGCAUCUGUGCGUGGCUUCCGUGCUGAGACUCGCCGCUCUCUGGUGAAGAUGUGGGCCCACAAGCGCCUGAGGCUGCUUAUACUCUGCAUCUGGGUCCUGCCAUUGCUGUGCUACUAUAUGAGUCCUGGGUUCCCAAAUUCUUUGUCUCCAAAUGACUAUAUUCUGUGGAACAAGGAAAAUGCUGAUGGACAACUUCUGGAAGACGAUUCUGCGUGGGGAAUUCUGUUGCAUUUUUUCUUCCCAACAACAUGCAUACUAAAGGAGAAUCAGGUGGCAAAGCCUUGUAAACAGCUGCAAGACCUUAACGAAAGUGAAUGCUUGAGAUACAAAUGCUGUUUUUCAUCACUCGGGACCAGUGGCUUCAGCUGUUAUGCCCCAUUAAGAGAUAAGCCUACGCAGAUGUUCCGGAUGUUUGGGCUUGGUGCAUUCAGCAUGAUCAUCUUGGGAUGGCUGCCCCUUUAUUGCUUCUCUCUUUGCCGGAGGAGCAAGUGGGCCAAUCCUUUACGAAGGAAAGUCAAUAGAAUGUUAAGGGGUUUGAAGAAACAAAGAAAAAAACAGAAGAGGGAUGCUGAAAUUUUAGAGACAGAAAUGGAAGAUAAGGAAGAUGAUGAAAAGGAGCAAGAGACUAGAGCAUUACUUUCCCAGUGAGAUGAACACAAACUAUCCAAAGCAGAGGAGACUGUCCAGUCAUCCAAACCUGAUGGGGUGUUUUAGAAGAAUAAAAAUUGGUUCUUAUUUUUGUCAUUUACUUUUAAAUAUUAAAUAAAAUUGUUAGUUCUGUUUUUGCACAUCAAA
This is a messenger RNA of Microcebus murinus (gray mouse lemur), 1054 nucleotides long. It is a transcript of the gene FMR1NB, whose product is annotated as FMR1 neighbor. NCBI's taxonomy places the organism in Eukaryota, Metazoa, Chordata, Mammalia, Primates, Cheirogaleidae. The record is from RefSeq and is a predicted model, not a curated record.